AUGCGCCGACUCAAAGGCUGUCAUGUCCGCCUUGGAUGGAAUGUUUCUCACAAUGAACUCACUUACGGAUUCUCAUGGAUUGAACCGAGCAUCGAGCCCCAACGACAUGGAUGCGGGAUGCGUCGUCAGAAGUGGUUUCGUUAUAGCCGCGAGGAAGCUAUGAGAUGGGUAACAGGCCUUUCCUUGUGGACAUACAUCAUGUUGAUUUUUCUUUUAAUCGGAACGGGCAGGUUGAAGGGGAACGACCCUAGAAGCGCCGAGGAAAGGAUCUUAUAUGGCCAAGGCAGCGGUUCGAUAGUGAUACUAAUACUGGUCUUAUCUGCGGUCGGUAAAAGUGCAUGGAAGGUAGUGGACCACGAGGCAGUCACGAUCACCCCGUUUCGUGAUCUUGUUGAUACUCCUCAGUCCGCAUGGCCAAGCCUUGGCCGGGAUUACGCCUCGAUGCCGAUCGGUAUUGUGACUAUAUACGCUCUUCUGGAUUCAAAAUUCAUGCUGGCUGCAAUUACAUUUGUCUCAGUUUUACUCGAGCUCUCUCUCCUUUGCCUGGCAAUUGUCGUGUCCAUGAAUCAGGGACAAGGAUAUAACGACAAGGACAUGCUUCUCGUGACUUAUAUUGGGCUUGUUUUUUCAGGAAUCGCAGUUUUCAUGGUUACCUUCAUCAUGCAUAGGUUGAGAAAAAGGCCGAUUGCUCUGCCACGAAAUCCUUCCAACCUGGCAGUUCAGAUGUCAUACUUCAAAAACAAUUUACCGCUGCAGAAGGACAUGAAACCUCUGCGCGGCUUUGAGAGCGAAUCUGAGCGGAAACAAUAUUUACAAAAUCUUCAGCUGCAUUAUUCCCUGUCUUCAUAG
Molecule: messenger RNA, 849 nt
Organism: Penicillium waksmanii
Lineage: Eukaryota; Fungi; Ascomycota; Eurotiomycetes; Eurotiales; Aspergillaceae
Exons: 1
Coding region: 1-849 (282 amino acids)
Source: RefSeq, a predicted model, not a curated record